This is a messenger RNA of Enterobius vermicularis (human pinworm), 462 nucleotides long. The record is from the annotation of a GenBank genome assembly. Lineage: Eukaryota; Metazoa; Nematoda; Chromadorea; Rhabditida; Oxyuridae.
AAAAAGAAAAACAGGAACAAUAAUUAUAAAGAAAUAUUAUUUUCAGAAAAUGAUGCUGAAAUAAAUCAGCUAAAAGGUCCAACUUUAGUUGCCUAUGCCGGUUGCCCACAUGCUCCAAAAGCAGAACGACGUGAAACGUUGAUACAAGGCUGUUCCGAGAGACAAAGGCCUCAUUUGCCCCUUACAUUUACUCAAUAUGGCUACUGUAGUGACUUUAUUUUGACAAGGCAUACGAUCACCAAAGAUGAAAUAAUUUUUGAAAGCCGUUUUAUAUUUAAUGGAGUAUGUGUGCUACUAAGCGGAACACUGAACAAAGAAACUUUGUCGGGUACAGCGACAAUGACAUUUGACAGAGCAACAGCCGCGUUGGAGGAGAAAAAAAAACGAGAUUUCAAAGAGCAUUAUGGUGAAAAAAUUCGAGCCUUACAGCAGAAGUUUAAUCUGUCAUAUUUUGAUUCAUGA